AUGUCCCUUAAAAUUACUCGUUUAUGCUUUGCUGAUGAUUUGUUAGUAUUUUCUUAUGGAAAUGGGAAUUCUGCUAGAGUUAUAAGGGAUGCUCUUGAUGAGUUCAAAAAAGUUUCAGGGUUGAAGGUGAGCAUGGAAAAAAGCCAGAUUUUCUUCAGUUGUGUUAAACCCAAUAUGAGAAGGAUUAUCUUGGGCAUUCUUCCUUUUGAUAUUGGGAGAUUUCCUUUUAAGUAUUUGGGAAUUCCUAUGUGUGUUACAAAAUUAUUUGAUAGAGAUUGUAAACAGCUUAUUGAGAAGAUUAAGAUGAGAAUUUUCAAUUGGAAAAGCAAGGCUUUAUCGUUUGCUGGAAGGCUGCAGCUCAUUAAUUCUGUUUUGACAUCUAUUCAUGUGUAUUCGGCUUCGAUUUUUAAAAUUCCCAUUGCUACUAUUAAAGAGAUUGAAAAGCUUUGUAGAAGUUUCUUGUGGGCGAAUGGUGAGGUAGUCAAAGGGAAAGCUAAAGUCAAGUGGAAUGAUAUUUGUAAGCCGAAAAUUUAUGGUGGUUUAGGAGUGAAGAAUUUAAGGAAAUGGAAUGAUGCUUUGUUAGCUAAACAUGUGUGGAAUGUGAUUAAUAGCAAAAAUUCUCUGUUGGAAACAGGAAUUUUUGGGAUAUUUUGCAGAAGAAGAGUAUGA
Lactuca virosa is the source of this 669-nucleotide messenger RNA. The record is from the annotation of a GenBank genome assembly. NCBI's taxonomy places the organism in Eukaryota, Viridiplantae, Streptophyta, Magnoliopsida, Asterales, Asteraceae.